This is a messenger RNA of Symphalangus syndactylus (siamang), 1446 nucleotides long. RefSeq lists its product as uncharacterized. NCBI's taxonomy places the organism in Eukaryota, Metazoa, Chordata, Mammalia, Primates, Hylobatidae. Gene Ontology annotation, cellular component: peroxisome. The record is from RefSeq and is a predicted model, not a curated record. Gene Ontology annotation, biological process: long-chain fatty-acyl-CoA metabolic process. Gene Ontology annotation, molecular function: alcohol-forming very long-chain fatty acyl-CoA reductase (NADP+) activity.
AUGGUCAUUGUGGGCCUGGCAGUGGGGGUCUGGUUAGUGGGUCCUGGUGAUGGGGGUCUAAUCAGUGAGGGUGUGGUCAGGGAAGACCUGAUGUGUGGGGUCUGGUCAGCAGGAACCUGGUCAGUGGGGACUGCUGAGCGCUGCUUGGAGAAGCCAGGUGCAUUGUGCGUUAUCGAGGGCCCUGUGGACAGCUGGGAUGGCCCAGUGGUGCCCAACGGCCCAGUCAAAAGUGGACAAAGCAGGUUUUUGGAUGGACCUGGGAGAUCUUGCUCAGAGAUUCUGACAGGGCAAAGGUCCCACUUUUCCAGUAUCUGCCUGUGCUUGGACUUCCUGUACUACCCAUUCCUGAGGGGCGAUGCUUCUACAGGGCCUGUGACUUGGUGCACAACUUCAGGCACCAUCAUCCUGCAGCAGCGCCGCACCCUCACUAGCCAGGGUGUUGAUGAUUUCCUCAAGGCCAAGGCCACAUUCAAGGUUUCGGACUUCAUUGAUGCACUUGUGCUGAGCAAGGUGGGCUUCUCCGAGAUCUUAAUUCAGGAGCCUCGGUGUAUGGGCGCUGUUCAUCCUCUGGUGCUGAAGCAGCCAAGAGACACAAGCCUGCCUGGCUGCCUCUUAGGAUAUGACAGCAGAGCCAGUGGCCUCUACUGGAUCCUGUACAACCUCACAAAACACCCAGACAUCGGGAACAACACUGUUAUUGACGAGAUCAGUCCCAAGCGGAUUGGAGAUUGUCCCAAUACUUACACCUAUAGCAAGGCCUUGAGAGAAGUGGCGGUGCAGCAGGAGAGCAGGAAGCUAACCAUCACCAUCCUAAGGCCCUCCAUUGUGGGAGCAACGUGGCAUGAGCUUUUCCCGCGUUGGGUUGAUAAUCUAAAUGGAUGUAGCCGACUCAUUAUUGCGGCUGGGAAAGGGUUUCUUCUGGCCAUAAAAGCUACUCCAAUGGCUGUGGGAGACUUACUUCCAAUUCCAGUUGAUACAGCCAUCCGUCUCCCACUAGCUGUAGGAUGGUGUACUGCAGUUCACAGACCUAAGUCAAUGUUAGUCUACCACUGUACAUCUGGUAACCUCAAUCCCUGCAAUUGGGGCAAAAUGAGAUUCCAGGUCUUGGCAACCUUUGAAAUUCCAAUUCCAUUUGAGAGAGCUUUGAGGAGGCCGUAUGCUGAUUUCACCACCAGCAACUUCACAACCCAGUACUGGAAUGCCAUCAGCCACCAGGCCCCUGCCAUCAUCUAUGACUUCUAUCUGUGGCUCACUGGAAGGAAACCCAGCAAGGCCUUGGGAGAAAUGGCGGUGCAGCAGGAGAGCAGAAACCUAACCAUCGCCAUCAUAAGGCCCUCCAUUGUGGGAGCAACGUGGCAUGACCCUUUCCCAGUAAGCCCACUCACCUGGAUUCUGUGUUUUGCUUCCAAAUUAAAGUUCUUCUAGCCCAAUUACUUUCUGAUGUCG